This is a messenger RNA of Schistosoma bovis, 2481 nucleotides long. The record is from the annotation of a GenBank genome assembly. NCBI's taxonomy places the organism in Eukaryota, Metazoa, Platyhelminthes, Trematoda, Strigeidida, Schistosomatidae.
AUCGAAGUCUUGCGAUUUAUACUGAAAAAUUGCUUAUGUAAUUAUUAGUCAAUAAAUAAACACUAACGUCAACGAGUAAAAUGCUUAAUUUUCUAAAACACUCGUUUUGUUUCAUCAAGCUACUCUGUAUUUUUGGGGGGAAGCGAAAGUGUCAAAGUGCGGAAUAGAACUAUUGUCUUACUCUUAUGAGCGGUCUUGGCAGGAUAACUGAAUGUGUCACUUAUGUUAUUCAAUGCACCCAUUUCGCGAACUCCAAUCUAUAACACAAAACGGCUAUUCAAAUCACAUACUUCAUACUUCACUUCCCGAGUCACCUGUUAAUCCUCAUUUCGGAAAGUAUAACUACCGAUCUAAUAUGACAGUAACAAGUGAUAGUUACACCUCUGGAUCCGCGUACCACAGUCAUGGACAUACUACACAUAAUCACGUCCACCAUGGAAUACUGCAUCAUGUUCAUUCGAAUCCUAACAAUGUCACCGCCCUCACUGUUCCACAGGAUAGCAGUCAGGUUCGCGUUUGGGAUAUUUGGGCCCACAAUUUUCAUGAGGGAAUGCGCCUUGUCCGUAGACUUGUACGAGAAUGUCAGUAUGUUGCGGUAGAUACAGAGUUUCCAGGUGUUGUUGCAAAGGUUUUUGGUGAGUACGCCAACAGUUUUGAACAAGCCUACCACAAUAUUAAAGUUAAUAUUGACAUGCUUAAACCAAUACAGAUUGGGUUUAGUUUUUUCGACGAGAGUGGUCAGACGGUCGAUUCGGUCUCAACUGUGCAGUUUAACAUCAAGUGGAAUGUUGACAAUGAAAUGCAUGCGGCCGAUUCUAUUCAAUUAUUGGAAGUUUCUGGAAUAGACUUCGAUAAGUUAAAAAGAACAGGAGUUGAACUUAGUGAUUUCGCAGAGGCUUUUCUUACCAGUGGUCUUCCGCUGAAUGACAAAAUAACGUGGAUAGGGUUCCACAGUGCCUACGAUUUUGCCUAUUUGAUGAAGAUUUGUACAGAUUGGAUGAGGAUGCCGGACAACUUCUUGGAGUUUCAAAAGCUGUUGUUGAUUUUCUUUCCCAGGAUAGUAGAUCUAAAGUCAAUGAUGAGUGAGCACAAGUUCCCCAAGAGUGGAUUACAAGAGUUAGCCGACCUAAUGAGAGUACCACGUAUCGGCUUACAGCACCAAGCUGGAAGUGACGCAAUGCUCACAGGUGAAACGUUCUUCAGAUUUCUGGAGGUAUGUUGCUUUUACUUUGUACUAACUGAGUUUAGGAGCAUAGUGGUGGGAAAAUUGACCAACGGGUUCUAAACCUUGUCUACGGUCUAAAUUAUUGUCCUAACGGUGUAUCUAAUACUUGGAUGCAAAUGAACGGUUCGAGUCCUCAACAUGAUUCGGAGUCUUCUGCAGGUCACAACGUUUCAUAUGCGUCAUCAAUCUUUCGUAACAAUGUUCAUAGUGCCGAUCAUUCCGGUCGCACAUCACCUGCUGAUUCGACAGGAGGUCACAAAAGUAGCUAAAAACCUAUCGUAAGCAGAUUGUCAUCAUGCCCUUCCUACAUGUCCUUUAAAUUACGUAUAUGAUGAUGUUCUGAUUCCAACUCUGGUUAGCAUUUGUUCUUUGCAUUUUGUAAUUUAGAUCUCUGUUGAUUUUUUGACUUUCAGCCUCAACUCUUUCAAUGUAAAUCACGGCUCAUUUGCGGCAGCUCACCUAAACAGGCCGCUUUCCCUUCUAAUAUUGUUUUGUCAUCCCUUAAUUUCACAAGUCCCGUCACAUGGCGCUUUAACUUCGCUUUGUUUGCCUUUACUCCCGGUACGCUCUAACUGGUUAAAGCUGUCGGAGCAUUUUCUAGUGGCGUACUCAUGGGCAGCUAAACCUGGCUUUUACUAAGAAUCUUUAUUUCAAACUUCUUCAGUCUAUUAACCUGUCACACGGCCUGGUUAUUGUUCUGCCUACUUGUUCGUAGUUAUGUUUGUCUUUUAUGUUUACUAGCGCUCUCGGUAUCUGUGAUAAACUUUUCAAUGCCUAACAACGCUUUUACUGACCUGUUUGAUGACCAAGUGCUUGCGUGGCAGCAGCUGUUCUUUAGUUUUGUAGAAUAAUUGUACAGAAAUCUUUUGGAAUGUACAGAGAAAAUCUAGGAAUGUAUUGGUACUUUGAAACUACUCGUUGUAAAUGUACAUUGCUAACCAAAGUGUCCAGUCACUAAUUUAACAGUACUCUAAAUUAAUAACUUUCCCUCUCCUGUAUCAUUCGCAAAGCAAGUUACGAAUUCUUUUUGGUUUAAUUUGUUGUAUUUUUGUGUAAUGCUUGGAUAACUUAUGGUAUCCGGUGUUGUGCACUUCCUAAGAGUUGCUCACCCAACCGUAAUUCAUUCGGAAAUAAAUUUGAAGACCAUAAACAUCUGUUGUGUAAUAUUACUUUCUAACACUAUAUUUUUCAGUAUGAAUAACUGUGCUUUGUUCAAAACAGUUUUGUUUCAUAUAUGUAUAUAAAUGUUUAUCUCU